Molecule: messenger RNA, 6333 nt
Organism: Pygocentrus nattereri (red-bellied piranha)
Lineage: Eukaryota; Metazoa; Chordata; Actinopteri; Characiformes; Serrasalmidae
Gene: sv2ca
Product: synaptic vesicle glycoprotein 2Ca
Exons: 13
Coding region: 298-2490 (730 amino acids)
Biological process (GO): chemical synaptic transmission; transmembrane transport
Cellular component (GO): membrane
Molecular function (GO): transmembrane transporter activity
Source: RefSeq, a predicted model, not a curated record
CUCUCUCUCUCUCUCUCUCCUGAAGUACUGCAGAGAUAGACGCUGGACUGCAGCUCGGAAAAGCCUCCUCACCGUCAGCUCUUCAGCUCUUCCCUCCUCAGUCCCUGAAUGUCCAUCUGAGGUAAAUUUGUUUUCGUUGGAUUCGCCGCAGCUCCUUCACAACGAUGGAGUACCAGCACCGACAUCUCAUUAAAAGACUCAUCCAAUGAGAGCCAGGGAGUUUGAGGCUCUUCUUUUGUGGUAACUACAGACAUCACCCUCCCUACUAACUGCAGACAUCGAGGGGAGGCUCCCGGCAUGGAUGACACAGACCCCCGGGACCGAACGUCCCUGAUGAAGGGAGCCAAGGACAUCGCCAAGGUGGCCAAACGGCAAGCUGUCAAGAAGGUUAACAAGGUUGUGGACCGGGCGUCGGAUGAAUACUCUCAUAGCCGUGCCUACCAUCGUUUCCAAGAUGAAGAUGAUGCUGACUACUACAGCCAGCCAGAGGGAAACUAUGAGGGCAAUCAUGCCAAUGAUGAAGAAGGGUCCAGUGAUGCCACUGAAGGCCAUGAUGAUGAGGAUGAGAUGUACGAGGGCGAAUACCAAGGGAUCCCUUCGGACUCCAAGCCUGGGGAUGGACAGGUGGCUCUGGGGCGUCCUGUGGCAGAUGGCCUGAAGGACCGGAGGGAGCUGGAAAGUGAAAGGCAGGCCGAUGAGGAGGAGCUGGCACAGCAGUAUGAGCUGAUUAUCCAGGAAUGCGGGCAUGGAAGGUUUCAGUGGCAGCUCUUCUUCACACUGGGACUAGCGCUCAUGUCAGAUGGGGUGGAGGUUUUCGUGGUAGGCUUUGUUUUGCCCAGUGCUGAGACAGACAUGUGCGUGCCUGAUUCAAGUUCUGGCUGGCUAGGCAGCAUUGUAUACCUGGGGAUGAUGGUGGGGGCCUUCUUCUGGGGGGGCAUGGCAGACAAGGUGGGCCGACGGCAGUGUCUGCUCAUAUGCAUGUCCGUGAACGGCUUCUUUGCCUUCCUGUCCUCCUUCGUGCAAAGCUAUGGCUUCUUCCUGCUCUGUCGCACGAUAGCGGGCUUUGGGAUUGGUGGAGCAGUACCCAUUGUCUUCUCUUAUUUUGCGGAGGUGUUAUCGAGGGAGAAGAGAGGUGAACAUCUCAGCUGGCUCUGCAUGUUUUGGAUGAUAGGGGAGAUCUACGCUUCGGCCAUGGCCUGGGCUAUCAUACCUCACUAUGGCUGGAGUUUCAGUAUGGGUUCAGCAUAUCAGUUCCACAGCUGGAGGGUGUUUGUGGUGGUAUGUGCUCUGCCGUGUAUCUGCUCUGUGGUGGCCCUCACCUUCAUGCCUGAAAGUCCCAGAUUCUACUUGGAGGUGGGGAAGCACGAUGAGGCCUGGAUGAUCCUCAAGCAGAUUCACGACACCAACAUGCGAGCGCGCGGACAACCCGAAAAAGUCUUCACUGUAAACAGGAUCAAGAUUCCAAAACAGAUUGACGAGUUUGUGGAGAUGCACACUGAGUCCAGUAAUGCUGUGUCCAAAGUUAUUUUCCGAGUGAAGACUGAACUUUAUGGCAUCUGGUUGACCCUUAUGAAGUGUUUCAUUUAUCCAGUGAAGGACAACACUGUAAAGCUGGCCAUUGUGUGGUUCACACUGUCAUUUGGGUACUAUGGCUUGUCUGUGUGGUUCCCUGAUGUCAUCAAGCACCUCCAGGCUGAUGAGUACGCUUCUAAAGUGCAGUUGCACAAUAAUGAGUUAACUGAGGACUUCACAUUCAACUUCACAUUAGAGAACCAGAUACACACAAAUGGUGUGUUCAUCAAUGACAGAUUUGUAAAUAUGAAGUUCAAGUCGGUUACAUUCAUCAACACCACUUUCCAAAACUGCUACUUUGAAGACGUGACCUCGGUGGGAUGUUUCUUCCGAAACUGCACUUUUAUUGAUGCAUUCUUCUACAACACAGACAUUGAUGACUCCAAACUUAUUAACACAAAAGUCACAAACUGCUCAUUCCAUCACAACAAAACGGGCUGUCAGAUGACAUUCGAUGAUGACUACAGCGCCUACUGGGUUUACUUCGUCAACUUCUUGGGAACAUUGGCUGUCCUACCAGGGAAUAUAGUGUCUGCCCUCCUCAUGGAUAAAAUAGGACGCUUAUCUAUGCUAGGGUUCUCUAUGGUCCUGUCUGGAAUCAGCUGUUUCUUCCUGUGGUUCGGCACCAGUGAAGCCAUGAUGAUUGGGAUGCUGUGCCUUUAUAAUGGCCUAAGUAUCUCUGCCUGGAACUCACUGGAUGUGGUCACAGUAGAGCUUUAUCCUACAGACAGGAGAGGGACUGGCUUUGGAUUCUGUAAUGCCUUGUGUAAGUUUGCAGCAGUGCUGGGCAACCUGAUUUUUGGCUCCCUGGUCAGUAUCACCAAAGCCAUUCCCAUCCUGCUGGCCUCCUCUGUACUGGUGGGUGGAGGUCUGGUUGGACUUCGGCUACCCGACACAAGGUCCAACGUCCUAAUGUAGCCCCUACCAGACAGCCCUGAAGCUAAUGACUUCAGUCAGUCCGUGUUUCUUCAGUCUACCAUUUUACACACUGUUCGAGUCAUCCUUUUUCAUUUACAGAGCUAAGUGAGAUGGAAUCAUGAAUGAGCAACAUGAUUACCACAAAGAACAUUAUAGCAGUAGCUAUAUGUCAUGACUAAAAGACAAAAGCUGUUAGAGCUGAAGAGCUUAUCAGUCAGUGAGUAAUGCAUUUAAACCUAAUUUGUGUGUUGAUGUGUAGGCAGUUAAAGGUGAGAAACAUUAAUGUUUCUGAACAUGGGAAAGCCAAGGAGGGCUGUUUUCCUUCUUGUGAAACUAUUUCCUAACAUCCUGCAGCUGUGUAACAGUCUUGCACCCCUCUCCCUGGCUCCGUAGUGGUAAAAAGAGCCUGGCUAAAAGUCAUAUACAUUAUGCUGAUGGGCUGUAGCAGAGCUCUGGCAUUGAGUCGAGCGUAAAUAUUAAUGUCCCCCUUAUUAAGAAGCUAGAAAAACAAACUCUUAAUGAGCAGGCUGAACCUGCUGGAAGCCUGUAGAGGAAGAGGAUGAUCAGAAAGACUGUGAGAGCGGCACAGCUGUAGCCCAGCUGUCCUAUACAGCUUCAUACAGCCCAGAUAGGCCAAGCGAGAGUAAAUCACAGUCACAGUCAGCAGCUCUCUUUACUAACAAGUUAUUUUGUUUGCUUGUACAUCACCUGUACAAUGAAAUAUUUAUUAAGUCAGUAUAUGACUGCUUGACCAUAAAUUGUCCUAAAGCUUUAAUCAUUAAAGGGAUCGUCAUAAAAAGCUUUAUUUUUCCCAGGGUUAAGGGGUUUUAAGAUGAAAAGAUGAUAUGUUGGUGUUUUUUUGUGAAUUAUUCAUCUAAAGUAAAGCACAGCGUAAAAAUGACCUCCCAUGAGGCCCAGAGGGAAUAAAUAGUUGCUUUUAGAAACUAAUUAAUUGCUAAUGCAGUUAGGCUAAAUUCUCCAACAGUUGUGCUGUUAUUACCAUCUCAUGUUAUGUCCUAAUAAAGAAAAAUAUCAAAUAAAAAACAUGUAUAAAAUAAAAUAUCUCAUCAGAAACUCAACAGAAACAUUUCACAUAAAACCCACUAAAAUCAUUUUCAAGUCUUUCAUGAAAUACAUUCGACUAUCCCUUUAAGCCUAGUCUUUAGAAAGUGUAACUGAUGAUUUUGUGAUAUCGUCUCACCCCAAAAUCAAAAUCAUGUCUGUCAUGUUGUACCAUUUACAUUGGAUAAUUUGGUGUUGGAACAUUCAAUUAAAUGACCCCAGAUAUUUUCAUACCAUAGUUCCAGCUGUGAGAUUGUGCAUGUACAUAUCAAAUGCCAGUAUCACCAAAAGCAGCCACUGAAAAGACUGAAUUUAUAAUUUACUUGCAUAUUGGAUGCAGGACCUUUAACACAGAUCGCUUAAUUCCAACAUUCGUGGCUUGUUAUUAACAUUGCAUUAUUAACAAACUUGUUAAUUAUUCCAUACUUUGUGUGUGUAUAAUGUCAAGUUGUAAAAUGAGCCAUUCACCACAUUUUUUCCAGACGUACCCAUGUGUGCUUUAUGCUUUGUCUGGAAGUACCGAUGGCCUUUUGAAACCGUGCCUCUCCUUUGUAAGACCGUUCUCACCUAUGGGCAGGAGACGCAGCCCUCGUUAACCUGAAGUGCAGUAGAUGUUGUAAAUGUUAUCACCCAGUGUCUUCUCACAUUUCAUCAAAUUGCAUGGAGCGUUUAGGGACACAGCACUGUGCUUGAAUGAAAUUGCCCUCAUUUUAGCAAACCGUGGCCACAGGCCCAUGUUGGCAUUGUUGACAGGAAGGAGAACGAUGGCCGAUUUUGGGGACUGGAAGGUUUAGAAAGACCGCCUCAAACAGAUGGGCCCUCCAGUUGGCAGAAGAAACAUGUGGUGACUCUAACAAGCCUAAGUUCAGGGAGUUUACCAGCAGUUUGUUAAGUUUGUUAUAGCCAUUACUCCUGUAGUUUGCUACGUGCUACUAUAAGGUAAAGCAUGUAAGUACAGACCUUGUUAUUAGUUUUGUCAUUGUGUAGUCAGCAUCAUAACCAUAUUAGGAACUCAAAGUCUAAGCUGGUUUUCUUUAUGAGAAAAUUGAAUCGCUGCUGUUUUUGUCCUGUUGUAAAACAGAAAUGUUGCAUAGCCAGUAUGUUUGGUCAUAUGAACAUUUUUUCUCUGAAUGUCCGUGGAUUUUCCAAAUUAUGAAGUUGUGAAAGUGCAGCGAUGUGAAUGUUGCUACAUGCAAGCAAACAGUGCUGCACAAGGAAUUGACAUCAUGACGCUGGCAGAAAGCUUUGUCAAAUGUGGUAAAUAGUAGUCUACAGUAUGAAUAGCUAACAGUGUUAUAGAUCAGUGUUGAAGUUUAACAGUAGGCUUACUUUCAUGUGACGUUAGUAUAAUGUGCAGGAGUGUUAGCUUGCACAUAGCACAUACGUAGCUUUCUUCAUAUUUCAACAGCUGAACGACCUCGUAAUUCACAGGAUUUAGUGACACUCUGGGGGUGACAUGGAUUUGGGACAAUGCUGUUUAAAAACAGCUCUUGUUUUUCUUGUGCAGAAAAAUCUUAGAAUCCAGAGUUCCUAAUAAGGGCGUGAUGGCAGCUAUAGAAUGCCGUGCAACUUCAGAGGUUUAUCUUAGACCUUUACGAAAGAAAACAAGUCAUUAGGCGAUGAUUCAUUUGAUGUGUUAGGUUUUUAAAAAACAGUUUUUAUGGCCUAUUUUUCUCUUUUUGUUUUACUAGUUAUUGUAAUGUCAUUGAUUAUGACCAUGCUUGUUUUUCCUGCUAGUUUGUGGAUAUAAGCCUUUACUGUAGCCUAUAGGCGAUGAUUCAUUUGAUAUGCUAUUCAUAGCCUGAUUUAUUUGCUUUACUAGAUAUGAUUAUUCUUUUUUUGUCUUUACUCCCAUUACUUUCUUUGUUCUGCUACCUUGUUAAUAUAAAACUACGGACUUGGAGUCUCCUGUGCCCUAUUCGGUGGCUAGAUGUUGGUGUAUGUGCCAUGUUGUUGUUACUGUUGAUAUUAAUUAACAGCUGUGUUUUGAGAUUUCAGUAAAGAUAUUAAUCUAUUUUGAUGAACACUUCUUUGAGACAAUUCUAAAUCAUUUAUUGUAAAAACUGUAGGCAACAGAUCGUAAUACAAGGUGUCCUGUAGCUUUUUUGAUUAGGCCUCCAAUGAACCAAAGUGACUUCCUGCUGUCUCAGUUUCAGCAGAGCUAUGCAGCCUGAACUAGAGGUUUAUCAUUAAAAAUAGCUCAUUGUAGAAAUAUUAUUCUAGAAGACAACCUUACUUUUUGUCCUAAUGAGAAAUUAGCUGCAUUUAAAAGAAAUUAUGUUAACUUUUUCGUUUUCAGUUGCGGACACGUUGUAAUGUCACUGUAGGCUACUGUGUAUGUCGGUGUGUGCGCUUAUGUUUGUCUACAGUACAUAUAUAUGUAUGCGAGUGGGACAGAAAUGUGAUCAUCUGUAAAAUACUGUAUAUACACGAUGCAGGUGGCUGUGUUCAGGCAGAAUAUAUGUUGUGAAAUUGUUUUGAUGGACGCAAAUGGAAAAGGAUGUAAUGCAUUCACAGAAGUGUGCGACUGUGUUAGCAACAAGCCGACAUUCUUCUUACAUUGCAAGCAAUCCUGCAUGUGCGUAUGAAACACUUUUGUGCUCAGUUCAUAGUUCUUGUGUCCCCCUGGCUGAGGGACAAUCAGAAAAUGACUACUUGGAGUAAUGAAGAGAAUGUAACACUGUUAAAUGUAUCAUGAAGGUUGUGUGUAUGGUUUGUGAGCAGAAAAAUAUAUAAAAAAGCUUACUUUUGUGAGAGUAAUAAAGAUAUGUGUUGAAAUGA